Nicotiana tabacum (common tobacco) is the source of this 498-nucleotide messenger RNA. NCBI's taxonomy places the organism in Eukaryota, Viridiplantae, Streptophyta, Magnoliopsida, Solanales, Solanaceae. The record is from RefSeq and is a predicted model, not a curated record.
AUGACUGCUUUAAAACAGUUCCUAGAUGAUCAAUUUAAGAUCAAAAACCUUGGUUUGGUCCAUUAUUUUUUGGGUCUUGAAGUUUUCUCCCAUUCUGAUGGUUAUGUUCUGCAUCAACACAAGUAUACUUCAGACUUUUUGGAGGAAUUCAAGUGUUCUCAUCUUUCUCCUAUUUCUACCCCUUUGGAUCCUUCUGUUAAGUUGACAGGUGACAUGGGUGACCUUCUUCCAUACCCUAGUCUUUACAGAAGACUAGUUGGCAAGAUGAACUUCUUGCAACAUACCCGGCCUGAUAUUGCUUAUUUUGUUCAGCAUUUGAGUCAAUUUCUACAGACUCCCAAGGUUCCUCAUAUACAUUAUGACUACAGCCUUGCAUGGUCCUCUUCAUCAUUCUAUCUUGGGCAAGCUAGGAGUGUUUUCACCCUCCAGCUUGAGGGGGGUGUCAACGGGAGCCCAACAUCAGGCCCAACAACAGCUGAUGCCCAGCAGCCCAAUUAA